Cadophora gregata is the source of this 2139-nucleotide messenger RNA. RefSeq lists its product as uncharacterized. The coding region runs from base 1 to 2139 and encodes 712 amino acids. The transcript is spliced from 2 exons. The record is from RefSeq and is a predicted model, not a curated record. NCBI's taxonomy places the organism in Eukaryota, Fungi, Ascomycota, Leotiomycetes, Helotiales, Ploettnerulaceae.
AUGAGUUCCGAUACGAUUGAGCCUGCUCUCCUUGCGAGAUCAUUCCAUGAUGAUACCUACGACCAGAUAAUCGAAGCCUCUGCCUUGGGCUCCGGACAGCUGCCACCUCUACGAGAGGUUGUUGGUCACGAUGUCCCAAGUCGUCGGAACGACACUUCAAAACACAACGAACAGUCCACGGCGAGCUCGUUCUCUUCACAAAACAAUGGUCUGAGUGGGCCAACAAGUAGCCAGGAAAUUUUGCACUUGGGCAGUGGCACACAGCAAGUUCAUGGGAUUAGCAGUACAAACCGAGCUUUGGGUGACUCCUCUCCGCAGUCCUUACGGAAGAUAUUGGGCAAGGAUACAGAUACCACGGUUGGCAGGUCCUCAAAGAAGAGACCCAACGCCGAACCUGCGAAAGAUGAUUUUGUGCAGCUUCCACAGCCACCCAAGAAACAAAAGACUGCCACACAGAUUGUGCCUCCCAUCAUCAGCGGUCUUCACGAUAUCCCCGCCGCCACGGUUCCAUAUAAGUUUCCCAGGAUCGAGUCUGGCGCAUUUCAUGAUAGCAACGGUAGAAACAGCUUAAACACCGGUCUUCCGCCUACAAUCAUACCUGCGCCUCAGAAUGACUCUAAUGUCGGAAUUGUUGUGUCUACCAUUGAAUCGCAGGAACCAAUUGCACAGGAGGCUAAGAGGAAGAGGAAGGUCAACGGACAAAGAAGGAAAUGGGGAAAAGAGGAGACAGAAUGGGUGAUACAGGGUGCUCACAGGCAUGGAGUCGGUAGCUGGACUGAUGUUCUGAAUGAUCCGGAAUAUCCUUUCGUGAAUAGGACAGCUGGUGAUUUAAAAGACCGUUUCCGAACUGUUUGUCCCAGUGGAGUGCUUAGAGACCUAGAACGUCGAUCACUUACUCCUAGUGGUCCAGAACAAGAAAACCCGGUCAGCAAAUCGCUCAAGUUUCGCGGUCAUCGAAAAAACGUAGUUGACCUUAAUCAACUCGGGAUCGAAACUCCGUUCAAGAAAUCAGACCGACGUGAUAGAAGAAUGUUCACCGAAGAAGAAGAUCGUGAAAUUCUCAGGGCACACAGUAUAUACGGCACUCAGUGGGCACGAAUAAGUCGGGAUUCGCAAUUCAGCUUUCAAGAAAGAACUUCGACGGAUCUCCGAGACAGGUUUCGGAACAUUAGGAAAAGUAGGGAAAAAGCUAGUCCACCACGACAAUCGUCGAGAAAGACUCUAGAGAAACCAUGCAGUGGCGAAACAUUGUCAGGUGGACACCCAUCAUCAAGCUUGGCCAUACCGAACCAGGAACCUCUGGCUCUGCAAUCUUCAACACUCAAUUCAGGGGAGCCACGCAUUCCGGAGGCUCUAUCUAGGCACCCCUCGUCUUCGGAUCUUCAUUCUCAGAGUCAAGGGGUUCUGAAGCCAAUGGAACCUUGGACGAAGGAGACGACCCAGGAGUUCCGCAACAGAGAAGGCAUAUUGAAUGCAAAUAUCUCCUCUGUAGACACCUUGCAAGCUCAAGGAACCUCGAACAAAGCGAACGAACCGUGGAUGAAAGAGUCGACCUCAAGCAGUCGCAGCAAGUACGAUCUCUCAAACGGAUACCACCCAGCAUCAGACCUUGACCUCCGUGCCAUAUCCCUCAGCAAAACAGACGAGACCUGGGCAAAAGACUCUCAAGUCCCAGCAACAACCCACCAGCCCUCUGGUAUCAGCAUUCAAGAGAUCAUCUCUACCGAGCAACAAGACCCCCGAACAAGCCUCUUCACUUUCUCUGAGACUAGCAACCCCUACCCCGAGCAUCCCCUCGAGACAUCCGAGUCCCUUCCUUACACCCAAGGUCUUGACUGGAACUCCAACAUGUCGAUCCCAACCCUCAUUAACGACGUAGACCCCAGCCGUCUCACCAACAGCAGUGGCUACGGUGAGAUGGACGUCCAGCGUAUCCUACAAAAUGGCUGGGAGGGUGAUAUGGCCGAUUCGAGUGUGCAGGGUCUGAGCGGCAAGGGGAAGCCGAGCUUCACAGACAUUAAUAGUAUCUUGUCAACUAAUGACGAGCCGACCAUGGGGAGUCAGCAGCCAAGUUUCUUUACGAACUUGCUGAAUGCUGAUGGGCCGUUGGCAUUGGAUGACCAACCUGUGUGGUCGUAG